AUGCCUGACAGCCUGGAGUCGAAAACCUUUUGGAAGUGCAUUGACCGCACAAACUGGCCAGAUUUUAUUGAUAUUGGCGACUUCAUCCUCGAUACCACAGGCAUCCUGUUCACCACCCUGGCACUGAUCCUACUCUCAAAAGAGCACGCCGGUCCCAAGAUCAGUCUCAUCCUACUACGCGGCAUGCUUGCCUCCCUGCUGCUCUCA
Molecule: messenger RNA, 207 nt
Organism: Dibothriocephalus latus
Lineage: Eukaryota; Metazoa; Platyhelminthes; Cestoda; Diphyllobothriidea; Diphyllobothriidae
Source: the annotation of a GenBank genome assembly